AUGUACUCGAAUGGCUUAAAUUCGCAGCGCACAGUACCGUCUUCCACAGCAUAUUUUUCACUUGCAGCAAAUGUAAGGCUAAUGAAAUUACGAAGAAUUCUUAGUGGCAACGCAGACUGUGAAAGCACAUAAAUUGUAUCGCAAUAAGAUCCAAGAUAUUUGAAGGCGGUCUGCGAAAUAUCUGUGGUACAGAGAGCAUGGUACCUACCC
Acanthoscelides obtectus is the source of this 210-nucleotide messenger RNA. Lineage: Eukaryota; Metazoa; Arthropoda; Insecta; Coleoptera; Chrysomelidae. The record is from the annotation of a GenBank genome assembly.